AGGGGCAGGGCGCCGCCGCUGCCAUGGAGGAGUUUCACCCCCACAACGACGAGAUGAUCUUCAAUGCUGAUGAAGCCCACAACAUUGUUAAAGAGUGCAUAGAAAGCAUUUUGGGCAAGGCAGAUUAUAGUCAUGACAAAGUCAAUCAGUGGACUGCUACUAUAGUAGAGCAAUCUUUAACACAUCUGGUGAAAUUAGGAAAAACAUACAAAUACAUUGUAACUUGUGCAGUGAUGCAGAAGAGUGGAGCUGGCCUCCACACAGCAAGUUCAUGCUUUUGGGAUACCACAACUGAUGGUACCUGCACAGUGAGAUGGGAGAACCGAACAAUGAACUGCAUUGUCAAUGUUUUUGCUGUUGCUAUUAUCCUGUAGCUGACUGGAAUAAUACUAACACCAACACCAAAGCCUUUAAGAUAGAAAAAAUAUCACUCAAAGCAUAUUUCUUAUAUUUAAUAUCACUGUUUAUACACUAAGAUAAGAGGUAUGCAACAGAUUUUAGAGCCCUCUAUACAAAUUGUACAUUCUAAUUACAUUUUCAGUCUAACUACCUUAAAACUAGAAAAUAUUUAUAAGUUAAAUAUUCUAAAAUGAAGAUAUCCUGAAGAAGAUGCCAUGAAAUCAAAUGAGAAAAUGCAUAUUUGCACCAAAAUGAGAAAAUGGCACUUUAUUCACUGGGAGAUGGAGAUAUCUAAAUCAGCAGAAGGAAACUGAAGGGAUAAUCGAGAUUGGAUGCAGUUGGGACCAAAUUAAGAAUAUCUAUACAUUGUUAAUUAAUAUUGGUAUCUCAUAUUCAAUUAAACAAGGUUAAUUGCUACUUUAUGUGUUGAUGCUCAUGAUGUUGAAUGAGCAUUACACACAGUCGAUCAAGCAUUGCUAAAUAUGUGAAAACCUUAAUGUAUGAGGUUUCUCUAACCUGGGCACAAAAAUACUGCAUUGGCUAAAACUCCUCUCUCUCUCUAGUGACCUCAGUUAUUGAGAGGUUUGAUCUUCCUUUAGAUGAAAAAGUUUAGAAUUUUGUCAUUGAAGUCAGCAGAAACAUUGUUGGAUCUGAUGUUUAUUUAGCACUUAAUUCAUACAGAUUCAUAUUUCUUAAAACAAACUGACCAAAUUAGUAAAAUACUUAAAUAUGGUCUCCUCUGAUUCUCAGCAACAAGGAAAUUUGAUCCAACCCCUUUUAUAUUAUAAGUCCAACUUAAAAUGUUGCCUUUCCUAAGAAACCAGGUCUGCAUCUAUUGAUCUUACUGGCGGCACUAGAACGAGGCUUAGGUUUCUCAGAGCUGUUUACAGCAAUCAAGUGGCAUAAAACCAAGUGAGGUUUUAUGAAAAGGAGAUGCACAUUUUGACAGUCUUGCUCUGUUCAGGCAUACAUACAUUAUUCUUACGAAUAUAAGGAUAUGUUCUUUAUCUCUCCUACAUUUUUAAAUUCUAAAGUUAUUUAAUAACUAUGAGUAACAUAAACCAAUUAAAAUGAGGAACAUAAAUGUCUUUAGGAUGGGAGCCUCAGUUAACACAUGUCCUUAACUUCUUUUUUGUGAAUAAUCCUAUUGACUUGAGACAUUCACAUUCAGGAAGAAUUACACCUGUGUGCAGGCAUUUGUGGGAUUGGAUUUGUGUCAGUUAAUGCACAAAUCAUGUAUUACACAGUACCAAGUGGUACAGUACCAAAAAAUGCCUCACUAGUCACUGUCACCAAGUGGCAGAUUUAAAGUUUGCUACAUCAAACUGCUUGAACUAGUUUUAUUAUUAAAUUACUGCCUCUUUAUGGAAGAUACUGGUACCAGAGUUUCUGUAAAACAUUGCUUCUUAUUAAUUUUAAUCAACCAUUUUAUGCAGUUCUGCAGAUUUCUCCCCAUCCCCUGUCCCCACUCCCCAUAAGCACUCUUGAUCUAAGAUUUUAAAAGUCCUUGUAAAAAUACUAUUUCCAUUGCUUAAACUAUAUAAAAAGCUAUUGCUAUAUAGUGGAAUAUAGAUAUAACUUUAUACACCAUGCUAGUUGCUUUGCAUAAAUAGCAUUCAGCUUUUAUCUAAGCACCAACAGAAGCUCUAAAACAUUGCACUUGUCUAGGAGUCAGGUAUAGUGUGAGAAAAGUAUUUGCAUAGUGCACUGAAGUUCAGAUAUAUAAUAAAGCAAUUGAAGAUUAUUUGGUUUAGGGUAACAAUUUGAAAGCAGAAAAUGCAGGCAUAGCUGCUAUCUCAUUUCAUAAGCUUUAGCUGCCAAACUGGAAUAGUUAUUCCAAACAGCCAUUUACUCUCUCAGUAUUGCUGUUUUUGUAAAUGUGAGACACAUUAAUAAAAGUAUUGCUGCCUAGGCUUGGUGAAGUUCCACUGCAGAAGAUCACUGGAAGUCUUGAAAAUAAAGCUUCUUUUAAAAUUGCUUUGUUUUGUAUCUACCAAAAAUAAUAAAGAUUUGCCUUAGUUGUA
Molecule: messenger RNA, 2423 nt
Organism: Alligator sinensis (Chinese alligator)
Lineage: Eukaryota; Metazoa; Chordata; Crocodylia; Alligatoridae
Gene: DYNLT3
Product: dynein light chain Tctex-type 3
Exons: 5
Coding region: 24-374 (116 amino acids)
Biological process (GO): microtubule-based movement
Cellular component (GO): cytoplasmic dynein complex; kinetochore; cytoplasm
Molecular function (GO): dynein intermediate chain binding
Source: RefSeq, a predicted model, not a curated record